GUGUGUGAAGUGCGGGGAAGGCCUGCCCGUGGUGGUGAUCCGAGCCGGGGAUGCCUUCUGCAGGGACUGUUUCAAGGCCUUCUACGUUCACAAGUUCAGAGCCACACUGGGAAAGAACCGGCUUAUCUUCCCGGGCGAGAAGGUGCUCUUGGCGUGGUCUGGGGGCCCUUCGUCCAGCUCCAUGGUCUGGCAGGUCCUUGAGGGCCUGAGUCGGGAUUCUGCCAAAAGGCUGCGUUUUGUGCCAGGGGUCAUCUAUGUCGACGCCUCAGAGGGAGCAGUCUGUGGCCAGAGCCACGAAGACAGAGAGAAGACCCUGGCCCAAGUGAAGCUGACCUUGCAGAAGACCGGCCUCCCAUGGCACGUGGUGGCCUUAGAGGAGGUGGGGGUCCUGGGCCCCCUGGGGGUGGUGACGGGCGCGUCUUGCACUGUGGCCCGGCCUGACCACACCCCCUGGCAGGUGUUCAGCCUGCCGUCCUCGGUGCUGCGGGGCUCGGCCCUGGACCCAGCUGGGACCCAGGGGGGCUACAAGGCGGCAGUGGGCAGUUUCCUCCAGCAGCAGCAGCAGCAGCACGCGCCAGUGGCCGAGCCCAGCCCCAGCCCAGCUCCAGGGGAGGCACGGCUGUGCCAGCCCCACACUUGGGGCACCCUGGGCCACCAGGGCCUGGCCGAGCUGCCCACAGCUGCCCAGACCCAGGCUCUGUGCAGACUGUUUGACUCCGUGAGGACCCUGACAGCCAAGGAGGAGCUUCUGCAGACCCUGCGGUCCCACCUGGUCCUGCAUGUGGCGCGAGCCCACGGCUACUCCAAGGUGAUGACCGGGGACAGCUGCACCCGCCUGGCGAUCAAGCUCGUCACCAACCUGGCCCUGGGCAGAGGGGCCUUCCUGGCCUGGGACACGGGCUUCUCGGACGAGCGGCAGGGGGACGUGGUGCUGGUGAGGCCCAUGUGCAACCACACCCUGAAGGAGGUGGCCUUCUACAACCGCCUGUUCGCUGUCCCCUCUGUCCUCACACCAGCCCUUGGCACCAAGGCCCCUGAAAAGGCCAGUGUGCACCGGCUGGUGGAGGCCUUCAUGCUCAGGCUGCAGACCCAGUUCCCGUCCACAGUCAGCACCGUGUGCAGGACUGGUGAGAAGCUGCUCAAAGCCCCUAGGAGCGGCCCCGCCGGGCCCCCCUGCCUGCUCUGUGCAUGCACACUGGACGUCGACACCGCAGACAGCGCCACAGCCUUCGGGGCUCAGAUCUUCUCCUGUGCCCCCGGGACACAGCUGCCCAGUCUGCUGGCCAGAGCCGGGGAGCCCCAAGCACCCUCCUCCUCUCCAGGGGAGAGUGGGGCCCAGGGCUGCUGCAGGGAGGCCUGUAAGAGGGAUGAGCACCGGGCCUGCGUCGUGGAGCAGCUGUGCUAUGGCUGCCGCGCCAACCUCAGGGACCUGCCCUCCCUGGACCCCCUGCCCCCCUACAUCCUGGCCGAGGCCCAGCUCCGCAGCCAGAGGGCCUGGGUCCAGCAGCAGAUCCAGGAAUAUCUGAUUGAGGACAGUGAGGACGACGCAGCAGAAACGGGUCACAGCUGAGCCUGGGCUCGGUGCAGCUGUGCGGGGCGGGAGGGCAGGGCCCAGCCUUCCUGGGAUUGCGUUUGUAUAAAUAAAAGUGUUUUAAUUAGAAAA
Molecule: messenger RNA, 1663 nt
Organism: Tupaia belangeri chinensis (Chinese tree shrew)
Lineage: Eukaryota; Metazoa; Chordata; Mammalia; Scandentia; Tupaiidae
Gene: CTU2
Product: cytosolic thiouridylase subunit 2
Exons: 13
Coding region: 182-1570 (462 amino acids)
Biological process (GO): tRNA wobble position uridine thiolation
Cellular component (GO): cytosol
Molecular function (GO): tRNA binding; sulfurtransferase activity
Source: RefSeq, a predicted model, not a curated record